This is a messenger RNA of Iphiclides podalirius (scarce swallowtail), 825 nucleotides long. Lineage: Eukaryota; Metazoa; Arthropoda; Insecta; Lepidoptera; Papilionidae. The record is from the annotation of a GenBank genome assembly.
AUGCCUGGCAUAAGAAAAUAUCGACGUGACACUAGCGAAGUCAGCUGUUGUUUAAAAUAUGUGAUUUUUGGAGUUAAUGUGUUAUUUUGGUUUGUCGGCCUCAUAGUAUUAGCUGUUGGUAUAUGGGCAUGGAUGGAAAAAGACACAUUCAAUAACCUCUCAAGGUUAACAAAUAUUGCAUUGGAUCCUGCAUUUAUAUUAAUAUGUGUUGGCACUAUAACCUUUAUAAUUGGUUUCACUGGAUGUGUUGGUGCCUUACGUGAGAAUACAUGUCUUUUAGCUUGUUAUGCGGUGUUUCUAGCAUUAUUAUUACUAGCGGAAAUGACAACAGGAAUACUAUUUUUUGUCUUCAAAGAUUGGAUAAAACAACAAGCUACAAGUGGAUUUCAGUCAUUCAUAACUCAUUAUAGAGAGGAUCCUGAUCAGCAGAAUUUAAUUGACUGGAUACAAGGAGAAUGGCUGCAAUGUUGCGGUGUGGAAGGCCCUCGCGAUUGGGAUCGCAAUGCUUAUUUCAACUGUUCAAGUGGUGCUGUUGGCUCCCGUGAGGCAUGUGGGGUUCCAUUCAGUUGCUGCCGCAGCAAACCUCAGGACAUCAUAAUUAAGAAUAAACAGUGUGGUUAUGACGUCAGAAAGCCUACUUAUAGUUUUGACAUUGCUAAAAUAAUAUAUGACAAAGGCUGCCUAGAGGCUGCCGAGGAGUGGUUUGAUCGCAACCUGUUGAUUGUAGCCACUUCCGCUGUUUGUACUGCUUUUGCACAAAUUCUCGGCAUAUGCUUCGCUCAGAACCUGCGCGCGGACAUAUUCGCGCAGAAGUCGAAGUGGCAC